GUUAGUACUACAUAUGUAGGUAACUUCCCUGUUUCCGUAACUGGUGACUAAUAUUUAUACAUGAAAUUGCAUGGCGUAUGAAUUACAAUGAAAUGGUCCCAUGUGCUUAAUUAAAUUAAACAUCGCGGAUCCCACGGAGCCGGGUGAGCAGGGCUAUCAUACGAUAACGAUACCCCGAUAACGCCACUGUCAGGCUGUCAGCACUCAGAUCGCGUCCACCGAAGGCAAAAAAGCUACUUUAGUAGGACUCUAGUCUCUAGUAUUGAUUAGUAGGAAAGUUUAAAGGUUCAAGGUUAUUUCUUCCCAGGUUUCUUUCUAGGUUCUUUCGAAGCUAACAAACUGAUUGGACCCCUUUUUUUAUAAAAAUUCGAUAAAUCUCUAGUUAAUGCAUUAUUAAAUCCGCCGUCUCCUGGAUUGAUUACAUAUCUCCUUUUCUCUCCGAACUAGUUUCCAUAGGUUCUUUUAUUCUCACUUCACUUCCGUUCCGUCCCUUCCCUUUUAUUUUUUCCCUGCAGGAAGUUGUUUGGCUCCUAGGAAUACUUUUCUUAAGCCGCCUCUCUCUCCGCUCUUUGCCCAACACUUCCCCCCCACACUCCUUUACCUGAUCUGAGAUCCUCCGCGACAAUGCCCGGCCUAACUCUGCCGACCCUUACUAAAGCCGAAGUCGAGUCUCAUAACACGGCCGACGAUUGCUAUGUUACCAUCGGUACCAAUGUCUACGAUGUAUCCGACUUCGUCGAGUCCCAUCCCGGUGGUGCCGAUUUGGUCCUCGAAUAUGCCGGAAAGGACGUGACAGAUAUCCUAAAGAAUGAAGACUCGCAUAAGCACUCCGAUUCGGCGUAUGAGAUCUUGGAGGAAUCACAUGUCGCAUUUCUAGUGACAGGGAAGCUCGCACCGAAUGGAAAGGCACAGAAAAAGAAUGCGGAUCCUCAAAUCAACGAUGAAGUCACUCGUACUAUUCAUCCUCGGACCGGUAUGUCCUGCGAAGAGGAUCUAAGCAAGGAAACGGACUUCAACACAGACUACAAGCAGCAUAAGUUCCUUGACUUGAGCAAGCCUCUGUUAAUGCAGGUGUGGUAUGGCGGCUUUACCAAAAGGUUCUAUCUCGACCAGGUUCAUCGGCCGAGACACUACAAAGGAGGUGCUUCCGCGCCAUUGUUCGGAAACUUCCUUGAGCCGCUCAGCCUAACACCCUGGUGGUUGGUCCCUAUCAUCUGGUUACCUGCAGUUGCAUACGGUACCUACCUCGCUUCGCAAGGGAUCGAAACCAGAUUAGGACUGGCAACUUGCUGGGGAUUCGGUUUAGUACUAUGGACUCUCAUAGAGUACAUAUUGCACCGAUGUCUUUUCCACCUUGACGACUACCUACCAGACAACAGAGUAGGAAUCACACUCCAUUUCCUUCUCCAUGGCGUCCACCACUACCUGCCAAUGGACAAGUACCGUUUAGUGAUGCCUCCGACCCUCUUCCUGGUGCUUGCAACACCCUUCUGGAAGUUGGCACAUGCGAUAUUCUACUGGGAUUGGUAUAUUGCAACCGCUGUUUACUGUGGUGGUAUUUUCGGAUACGUAUGCUACGACUUGACACACUAUUUCCUCCACCACCAGAACCUACCUCUCUGGUACAAAGACCUGAAGAAAUACCACCUUGCCCACCACUUCCUCGACUACGAGCUAGGCUUCGGCGUGACUAGCCGUUUCUGGGACCAAGUGUUCGGUACGGAACUGGUGACAGUGGUCAAGACGGCCUAGAUACCAGAUACCUUACCUUAAUUAUUGCCGCAACCUUCAGCGGGAGAAGCUCAUUCUUACUCGGGGCAUGUCGUUAUGUAUUCUUGAAUGAAUGGGCAUGACGCAACAACUGGGAUGAGGAAUGAGAGAUUCUAGGAGUAGAGGUUCGGCAGAUUUUACUGGCGUUCGAUGAUUAUAUGACAAAGGGGAUCAUGGAAAUACUUAACCUAGCUUAAUUCACACUCGACUCGUAAUAUAUAUCCAAUCGUUCGUGUUAAA
Molecule: messenger RNA, 2010 nt
Organism: Hypoxylon fragiforme
Lineage: Eukaryota; Fungi; Ascomycota; Sordariomycetes; Xylariales; Hypoxylaceae
Product: inositolphosphorylceramide-B C-26 hydroxylase
Exons: 2
Coding region: 625-1752 (375 amino acids)
Biological process (GO): fatty acid metabolic process; lipid biosynthetic process
Cellular component (GO): membrane; endoplasmic reticulum
Molecular function (GO): iron ion binding; heme binding; fatty acid 2-hydroxylase activity
Source: RefSeq, a predicted model, not a curated record